UCCUGAUGCUGCAGUGUCAUAUCCUCAUGUAUUUAAAUCCUGAUGCUGCAGUGUCAUAUCCUCAUGUAUUUAAAUCCUGAUGCUGCAGUGUCAUAUCCUCAUGUAUUUAAAUCCUGAUGCUGCAGUGUCAUAUCCACAUGUUCAAUUGAAAAACGUACACGUACGUCACUGUACUGCAUCGUUUACUCGUUGAAGUUACCAGGUCAAGACAGCGUUUUGAAUAUGCCGAGGCUCAGUGCUGGGCAGUGGUGAAGCACAAAUGAUGAAUAACACGUUAAACACACUCCACUUAACUACAGUACAGCCAGCAGCCACACAGCCCUCGCGUUUGUAAAGUUCAACACGACUCGCGUUUGUUCGAGUCCCGCGAGGCUGAACACCAAAAUAAGCCUGGUUGCUAGGAGACGGCUGUCAACACGAGCGGGCUGUCCUGCGCGUACGGCUGGAGUGGCAGCUCUGAGAUUUACAACAAAAUACAUUUUAAUACGAUAACUUCCUAGUGGAUCCUCUUGUUGUGUUGUUGAACGCUGCCUCCCCCAGUACAGUCAGGAUGGACAGCCCCAGCCUCUUCUCCCACACCAGCUCCCUAUUACCAGAGCAGGAGGGUCCCGCCGUCCCAGAGCAGGAGGGUCCCCAUGUCCCAGAGCAGGAAGGUCCACGUGUCCCAAAGCUGUCCAGAGUGUUAGUGGACAGCAGGGCAGAGCCCCUGCUCCUCCCCAAGUCCCUGUGCAUCCUGCAGACCCGCAGACACACACGCCUCCAACGGCAGCUGCUGCGCACCGCCAGCUCGGGACUCACCUUCUCCCAGGAUGUGGUGAGGGACAGGGGCCCCUCCAGCCUGCCCUACAGCCAGAGGGACACCCGGGGGCUGUUCGACCCAUCAGGACUCCUGGGUCCCCCAGCCAGGACCAAGCAGAGGGGCGCGCCCAGGAUGGACACCCCGCGACACAUGCCGUGCCACCUGUGGACGGGAGACCGGGCAAAAAAGAGGGACCCUGAUAGCAAAGCAGGCCCUCGGGGGGUUCCACUGGUCUCGGAGCAGGACAGGGAAACGGGGAGGGUGAAGGAGAAGGGAAAUGAGCAGCCUGCUGUUUUCCUCACGGAGGCUGAUUCGCCCCCUCAUGGCCGUGUCUCUGCCGGAAUGGUAGCGUCGUUGGGCGGCAGCGAUAAGGACGGGGUCCGGGGUCAGUGGGAUGAGCUCCUCCUGGCUCAGAUCUCAAAGACCACGGCGCAGGGCGGGCACGAGGCCAGGCGGCAGAGCCUCCUCUCGGGCUGCUACGGCUCCUCCAGAGCCACCGACCUGGUCCCAGAGGAUCCUAUGAACCCUGAGGACUUCCGCGACUGCAGGGAGCUGCCCCCUGGCUCGGGCAUCGAGACUGUGCAGAAGGCCGUGCCAGAGACACCCCUCCCGCUGUACUACAGAGCCCCUGGGUUCUCCCGGGCCCAGACCCAGUCCAGCGAGCCCGGAGGCAUUAACCUGACAGCAGACACUCUGAGAGUGAAGCACCUGCAGCCCCUCCCUCCCCCCCGCCUGCAGGACAGUCUGAACCCCCGGGCUGGGGCUCACGUGUACAGCACAGAGAACCCCUUCGAACAGGAGCUGUACUCGGGGAUCUCCAGCCAGGUGCACCAGCGGGAUGAGAGGCGCAGGGACUGGAUCAUCAUGGAAAACACCUCGGAAUACCGCAAGAACCUCCAGGAGCAACUCCCACGCACCCCGGAGCAGUGGAACAAAGCAGGGGGCGCACGGGAGACAACCCCGAAACGUACAGGAGUGCUGAGGCCAGUGAAAGGAGGGCGGAGGUGGCUGGCGCUGCCCAGCCCAGCUGACUACACAGAAACCGGGCUGAGACCCCCGGACACAAGCUGGCCGGACACAAGACCCGUCUACACCCGGACCCCACACCGCCCCCUGCAGGAGCUGUCGGGAUGGCGGUACACCGUGGAUGAGUGGAGGAAAGCCUGGAAGCACAUGACCCGCUGGCAGGAUGUGACAGUGGAGGGACUGAAGAAGGACCUGACUGACAUGCACUGCCAUGUCCGGGUCAUCGCCAUAGCAACCUGCGCAUCGGGAGCGGUCAACCGACCCAGUCCUGAACUUAAUCCCUCCAAGGAAGCAGCGCUGAGGGGCGGUGUCCAGGCCAUGACCGCGGAGGUGCAGCCUGUCCCAGAGGAGCUGCAGCCCCUGCUGAGGGCCGCCCUCACCGACCCCAGCGACCGUGUCCGCUUCGCAGCCGCGCUGUGCCAGUACGCCAUGGGGGCCGGCAACGCCAUGGCCAGGGAGAUACUACUGGAGGCGCUGUUAGACAGUGCUCUGGGUCGGGAUGCAGACAGCUGGGCAGCAGCUCAGUGCCUGGCCCUGGAGGGGGAGGGGAGUGCAGCGGUGGUGCAGAGGCUCAUUUCCCAACUCUUCGAUACGGACGUGGAGGGCGACAGGGAGCAGGCUACUGCCCUGCUGGCCAGGCUGACCAACACCACGACUGUGGUGCGCUCCCUGCUGGCAGAGAAACUGAACAGCGGGAACUGGAGGGAGCGGACCCUGUCCUGCCACACCCUGGCUCGUCUGCAGGGGUCCUUUAAUAAGGACCUGACUAACAAGCUGACCUUCCUCAUGUGGAAUGACUGGCACAGUAAAGUGCGCCAAGCUGCAGCACAGACACUGGGCAGGAUGGGGCUGGGCAAGGAGGUGCACGAUGAACUGAGGUCGAAGCUGUGCGAGGACUCCCCCUGUUGGCGUGUAGUGGCGCUGUCUCUCUUGGCCCAGCUGGGCAUCAUGACGGCCAAGCUGCUCCCUGCGUUCCUAAGCUGCUUCAACAAUGACUUUGUGGCCGUGCGCCAACAGGCCUGUCUCACGGCUGCCACGAUGCGCAUACCAGACGAGCUGGUUUUCAACCAGCUGCUUCGUAUGAUGCAGAACGAGCCUGUCAAGGAGAUCAAAGCCAGCGCCAUUCACGCCCUAGGGCAGACUGGCCACGUCACCCCCGCCCUGCGUGAGCUGCUGCUGUGGGCACUGCACCACGAGGAGGAGCCCGUGGUCCGCUUCGCUGCGGGAGAUGCCAUCAUAGCGCUGAACCUGACUGGGUCCGACCUACAGGACCUGCUGCUAGACCGGCUCAGCCUAGAGCCCCACCUACUGGUCAGGAGGAAAGUCGCUGAAAUCCAGGCCAAACUCGGCUUCAGCCAAGAGGGGAGCAAGAACUUGGUCCACAAAGUCAAACAGCAGGUCCACAGGCUGUGCAGUAAGCGCAUCAUCACUCAAAAGGUGCUGAGGCUGGAGGAGUUAGAGGAAACACUGGUACAGAAGGCAUUACGGAUCGACCUGCGCACUCAGCCAGGCCUGUCGGACGAUCCCAGAGACAUAGCCAGGCUACUGGGGGACUGCUUCCCAGCUCACAGUCCACCCAACUCUGCACCCCUGCAGCUGGAGUCGGAGCUGCCCUUGUACGACACAGAGAGUCAGUCUCUUUCAGACACUUUCAGGUCAUCCAGCGCAGCCACUCGAGCGAGCUUCGCCUCGCCGCGCACGCCAACGCUCUUUUCACAUGACACUGAGGAUGAGGAGGCGGAGCCACAGCGACCAAUCACAAGAGGACGUGCAAAAUCCUUCAGAUCCUGCAGGCAGUCACGUCAUCGGCCAGUCUCUGGCAGCGCUGUCUCAUUAUCACAGGGACACAGCCGCCCGUCAUGUGACCUGGAGGAGCAGGUUUUAUAAAGGCUGUCCCCACCCUGAUAAACUGCAUUUCCAGCAGGCUCACUCUUUUGUAAUUUGUAAUAAAAAAUAUCUAUAUACACAUUAUAUCAUAGCUUUUAUAAUGGAAGGUGGUCACUGUAUCCACAUAAUUGGUAAAUAAAUACAUUUAAAAAACAUUUUUUAAAAGGAAAUGUCCAUGCAAGCCCGAAUGUGAGAGGGUUCAGCUAUGCACUGGAUGAAUAACCACCAUUACAUUCGGCUUCAUGAAUCUGUAAGCUAGUUUUUUUGGGGGGAUCGGAGCUGAAACAAACAGUUGAACAGUUAGAGAGGCGCAGAGAUAAGGACUGG
Messenger RNA from Acipenser ruthenus (sterlet), 4039 nucleotides. RefSeq names its product HEAT repeat-containing protein 4-like. Lineage: Eukaryota; Metazoa; Chordata; Actinopteri; Acipenseriformes; Acipenseridae. The record is from RefSeq and is a predicted model, not a curated record. Bases 551 to 3712 code for a protein of 1053 amino acids. The transcript is spliced from 17 exons. Gene Ontology annotation, molecular function: oxidoreductase activity.